AUGUUUCAGAACGUGAGGGCCAAGCUCAGGGCGUACUUCAGGAACUUCUUCUGUGCGAAGCGGUCGGCCCGUUUGGUGAACAACCGGUUGCUGGAGCUGCAUGACCGGGUGCUGGCCGGUCCGCCGUGGCGCCCACUCGGCGCCUGGCUCGAGAGGACCCACGUGACCAGCGGCCCCGCCGAGCUGCGCGGCGAACAUCGGUUUGUGGCCGACGGCAUGCUGACGUCACGCGACUGCCGCCGGCUGAUCGACAUCCUGCAGGCAGCGGGAGUGGCGGGCGACGGAUACCGCCAGAGGGUACCGCACACUCCGUUUGAAGAGUUUCGCGGUCUGUCGUUCGGCCGCCUUGUCGUGAAGGUGGCACGAGACGAGGCGUCGCGGAACAGUCUGCGCUUCCUGAUGGACGUGGCGGACGCGGCGAGGCUGUUCGUGGCCCGGCAGUUCGGCGUGGUCGAGCUCCACUCGUCCUACACACACCUGGUGGGCAGGACGUACCUGCCCGGUCUGGGACAGAAACGUCCAGCCUCUGAUCUGAGCCAUCCAAUCCACGUGGACAACUGUUUAUUAUUCGACAACGGAACGUGCUCGCGAGGCAAGGGCGCUUACAUUCACCGCCACUACAGUGCCAUCCUCUACCUGAACGACAACUUCAAAGGCGGCGAGUUUGUAUUCGCCAGGGAUCUGAUCGAUAGAAAGCCAGUGGUGCGCGUGCGCGCGCACUGCGGCAGACUGGUGGGCUUCUCGGCUGGCACGGAAAACCCGCACGGCGUACUGGCCGUCACGGCCGGCACCCGCUACGCCCUGGCCAUGUGGUACACUGAGACGGCCGCGCAGCGCGAGGACGAGAAGAUGGUCGCCGAGCUGUACCUGCACGACCCCAGCAUGGCAGCGGUGAAGAACAUGGUUUCCGGACUGGACGCCAAAUUCAAGAAGGUGGACAAAAUGCUGGGCCACUAGAGAUCGCUACUGAAAGAGGCCACGAGGCAACACGGCGGACGUACUGGCCUUCUGUACUGGACGCUGCGUACUGCCCAGACAGGCUGGCUGGCCUGGUAUCCCGGCCAGCAGACAGCUUCCUCCUACCGAGGCCGCUGGGCUUCCCUGUGUGGGCAGGCGCGAGCCAAACAACUGUGAUCUGUUUAUUGAACGGGUUUGAGUUGGUGGAGGGGCGACAGGAAGCGGGAAAAUCGAUUACGGCUGCCGGCUGUGUGUUUGGGUACAGUGUUCUACGGUUUUCGUCUAAACUUUAGAUGACCCCUUCCAUUGUUUUCAUUCGUCCUAUUUGCUACGGAUGGUCUUUGGUGUUGUUUAAAUAUGUGUUUGUUGAUUGUUAUCUUCACGUAUUUUGUUCGUGCUCCAGUUCUGGCAUAUGAUCGUUACGAGCUUCAAUAUUGUGCCAGGGGUCAGUGGUAGUGUGGUUAACGAACUCGCGAAUUUCUCGGAGGAAUGCUUUUUUAGUGCCAAGAGUAAACGUCGGCUGUGAGAUAGUAUAAACCAGGCAAAGGGGAACGACGACAUCGCAGACUGGAUGAGUGACUAGCUGGUGGCCGGGGCCCUGGUGCUGGUCGCGGCGGAGAGCGGGACAUCCGACGGUCGGUUGCCCGCCCACCGGUGGGAGGUGCCACCUAACCCCACCAAUCGCGUCAGGGAGAUUAUCCCACAACUAUGCUGGGAUCAUGGUCCUAAAGUUAGAGUUUUAUAAAGUAAAACGUUAUCUCACACUGUUCCUCACCCGCAUCGCAUACAAACCGUAAAAUGUGCUAGGAUGCUGGGUUACUGCCAGCAUCCUAGUAUUUUAGUAUAUUUUACGAUGCCAUCAUUUUGU
Pollicipes pollicipes is the source of this 1825-nucleotide messenger RNA. RefSeq names its product prolyl 3-hydroxylase 3-like. The transcript has 7 exons. The coding region runs from base 1 to 957 and encodes 318 amino acids. Gene Ontology annotation, molecular function: L-ascorbic acid binding; iron ion binding; procollagen-proline 3-dioxygenase activity. Lineage: Eukaryota; Metazoa; Arthropoda; Thecostraca; Pollicipedomorpha; Pollicipedidae. Gene Ontology annotation, cellular component: endoplasmic reticulum. Gene Ontology annotation, biological process: collagen metabolic process. The record is from RefSeq and is a predicted model, not a curated record.